GUGUUUUACGGUGUUACCUUACAGCGGUACAGUACAGACAGAAAUCCCACUUUCCGGCAGACGGAGAUGUCCACCUCGCCGUCGCCGGCGCCGCCGCAGCCGCUUGACAACGACGACCUCCUCUCGGAGAUCCUCCUCCGCCUCCCGCCGCAGCCGUCCUCCCUCCCUCGCGCCUCCCUCGUCUGCACCCGCUGGCGCCGCCUCCUCUCCUCCGCCGCUUCCGCGCCCGCCACCGGCGGCCACCACUCCUCGGCCUCUUCAAGGAAGAUUCAGUAUACCCCAUCUUCAUCCCCACGCUGGACUCGCCGGACCGCAUCCCGCCCGCGCGCUUCUCAUGGCGGGUCCCCGGCGGCAGCGGCGAGGACUACCACCAGCUGUUCGGAUGCCGCCAUGGCCGCGUCCUUCACUACAGCCGGAGGCGGCGCCUACUCAUGGUGUGGGAUCCCCUCACCGGCGACCGCCGCGCCGUGGAUAUCCCGGCGCUGUUCCAUCGCUGGGACAUGGUCGUCUACCAUGGGUCGGUGCGCUGCGUCGACGGCGACGGCUGCUACUCCAACCCAUUCGAGGUGGCCGUGGUAGGAACUGACACGAGCGGGACAGUGGCGUUCAUCUGCGUUUACUCAUCCAAGACCGGCAAUUGGGGAAAUGUGGUCUCAGCCCCGAUUAGUCCUGGGGAUUACAUGUCAUUUUCCAGUAUCCUGGAUGGGGAUUUCCUCUACUGGUUGCUGGGAAAUCAUGGGUGCCCAAUCCUUCAGUUCAAUUUGGUUAAACAGACAGCAACUCUGGUUAACGCGCCACCGGAUUUGCGUACCAAUUCGUAUGGCGGCUUCCAUAUUGCACCAGCAGAGGAUGGUGGUGGGCUUGUAAUCCUUGCUGUGACACAUUUCAGUCUAAAUGUAUGGAAGGGUAAGACCAAUCGUGAUGGUAUUGCUGGAUGGGUGCUGGAGAAAACCAUUGAAUUGGACAGGCUCCUUUCUUUCGGAACAGGACCUGAGACAUGGGCACCAGUGAUUCUGUGCUUUGCAGAGGAACAUGAUGUGGUAUUUUUGAGCACGCAUGUUGGUUUCUUCAUGGUCAAUAUGCAGUCAAUGCAAUUCAAGAAUAUUCCCCAAAUCCUGAAAGGAGGCCUGUAUUAUCCUUUCUCUAGCUUUUAUACUAAAGAAGCCGCAGAACUGUUGCCCCCAUGUGAUAUGUCCAAGAAGCCUAAGGUUCCAUUUGCUGGUGCGUUGCCUGAUAUUGAAGAAUAUGGUUCAAAUAUUGGAGAGAUUAGUUGCUACUAAUUCUGGUCCAAGGCAUAAGAAGAAGAUAAAUCCAAAACAAACCUUUUAUGUGGGCUCUUUACAAGUGGAGAUCGAUCCAAACUAAUGGUUCGGUCAUGCUUAAUUGAAUUAAGUACCUAUCAGUAGUAACCUAGCCGCAUUAGUUUAUUCCUUAUGCAGGUGCUAGCUUUGUGUCCUUUUGUGUUUGCUGUGAACAUGUGAUUCGAUGUUGUCUAUCUGGUGAAGGAAAACUGAAGAAUCACUUCACUUUGGUAUAAUGUGUCAUUUGUGAUAAUGCUUUGCAUGUCCUUUGGUUGCCCAAGAGGUUAAUCAAACAUAUAGUUGGUUUGGGUGCUGGUA
Oryza sativa Japonica Group (Japanese rice) is the source of this 1619-nucleotide messenger RNA. The record is from RefSeq and is a predicted model, not a curated record. NCBI's taxonomy places the organism in Eukaryota, Viridiplantae, Streptophyta, Magnoliopsida, Poales, Poaceae.